UUAGCCACUAAUGUGCAAACCCUCUGAAUGAAUGGGAAAAUGCUAGUUAGCUUAGCUGCAUGCUACUUGUUUUGUUAAUUAGCGGCAGUUCAGAGAUGUCUGUGAGAAACGGGUUGCUCAGAGCUGAGUUAAAACAUGUUCACACUUCUUAAAUGUAGAUUUCACAUUCACAAGUAGGAAAAUCUCGUGAUUUUAUUGCUGUGUUUAUAUUAUUUGGACCCGCUGAUCAGAGAAGUUCUGUAAAUGAUUUCACAGUUUGAUUCAUCAGGACUCAUCACAUCUGGACCACUUCGAAAAAUUGUUCUGAAUAAUAUUAGAGAGGUUUUGGUCCAUAAAGGUGCUGUUUCUUUAACUCGUGCUGAUCCAGGUACCGUGGCCAUUGUCACCUCGGACGGCAGGAUGAUUGUGGGCACUCUGAAGGGCUUUGAUCAGACCAUCAAUCUGAUCCUGGAUGAGAGUCACGAGAGAGUGUUCAGCUCCAGUCAGGGAGUCGAGCAGGUGGUGCUGGGACUCUACAUUGUCCGAGGCGACAACGUUGCGGUGAUCGGGGAGAUCGAUGAGGAGACGGACUCCACUCUGGAUUUAGGAAACAUCAGAGCUGAACCCCUCAACUCUGUCGUUCACUGACCUUUGACCCCUGAUGACAGCGUGACUGUUGUGUGAAUAAAGUUUAUGGAAGUCUGUUUUAGGAGCGGGUGUGCUAAUUAUCCGGGACCAGCCGGAGCAUCCUGAUAACUUGCUCGCCUGCUUCCUGUCUCUGACUCCUGGCUCUUUUCUGUUUGUACUUUUUAUAAAUAAAGAAGUGAGAUGAUGAAAAUGUUAGAGGAACUUUUUUAUGCUCCUAAGUCUUUUUGUCAAUGUGAGACUGUUAAUAAAGUUUCAUUUGUUGUGUUCUGAAAAAA
This is a messenger RNA of Neolamprologus brichardi, 902 nucleotides long. RefSeq names its product LSM8 homolog, U6 small nuclear RNA associated (gene lsm8). Gene Ontology annotation, biological process: mRNA splicing, via spliceosome. The record is from RefSeq and is a predicted model, not a curated record. Gene Ontology annotation, molecular function: mRNA binding. NCBI's taxonomy places the organism in Eukaryota, Metazoa, Chordata, Actinopteri, Cichliformes, Cichlidae. Gene Ontology annotation, cellular component: U4/U6 x U5 tri-snRNP complex; precatalytic spliceosome; U6 snRNP.